AUGUCGCGCCGUGGAACCGCACUCCUCGCAAUGCCAUCGACACCACCACAGAUCUCGCCCAUAGCGGGAUUCAGUUUGUCGUGGAGGAUCACCAAGUGUGCUUUGCUCACCGGGACUAUCACGGGCUACAACGGAGCUGUCAAAGAUCGCAUGAUGUCGGAGAGCGACACAGUGUGGCCAUGGUCGGCCACAGUCGUCCUCCGGGUGCGGGCGCGAAACAACAGCGGCAGGUCGAAAGGCACAGCGUUGCCGUCCGGCACACAGGUCAGCCCGGGACUGGAUGGUGUAAUACCACGAGUUGACGAGACACGAGAAACGAGAAACGAAACAAACACCUAG
Messenger RNA from Sporothrix brasiliensis 5110, 339 nucleotides. RefSeq lists its product as uncharacterized. The record is from RefSeq and is a predicted model, not a curated record. NCBI's taxonomy places the organism in Eukaryota, Fungi, Ascomycota, Sordariomycetes, Ophiostomatales, Ophiostomataceae. The coding region runs from base 1 to 339 and encodes 112 amino acids. The transcript has a single exon.